Messenger RNA from Gigantopelta aegis, 2639 nucleotides. Its product is annotated as adrenodoxin-like protein 1, mitochondrial. Bases 5 to 550 code for a protein of 181 amino acids. The transcript is spliced from 6 exons. Lineage: Eukaryota; Metazoa; Mollusca; Gastropoda; Neomphalida; Peltospiridae. Gene Ontology annotation, biological process: positive regulation of oxidoreductase activity; P450-containing electron transport chain. The record is from RefSeq and is a predicted model, not a curated record. Gene Ontology annotation, cellular component: mitochondrion. Gene Ontology annotation, molecular function: 2 iron, 2 sulfur cluster binding.
GCCCAUGGUAGUAAAUAUUUGCAAGUGGUGUUUUAAGACUAUGCGGGUUUUAGGGACGCUUAGACACAGGAUUAACAUAAAUUCCACGCUGUUAAGAAAUAGAUCUAGAGUGUUGAUAUCGAGGGGAUUCAAAAAUCAAAGUGGUCCUUUGCAAGCUGGUGAAUAUGAAUUUCAGGAUCCCAAAUCGGAUGAUGAAAUUGUUAAUAUUGUGUACGUUGACAAGGAUGGCAAAAGAACACCAGUUCGAGGAAAGGUUGGGGACAACGCAAUGUACCUGGCACACAGAUAUGGUGUUGAAAUAGAAGGAGCGUGUGAAGCAUCCCUUGCGUGUUCCACAUGUCACACCUACGUCCACCCAGAUUACUUUGAUCGACUUCCUGAACCUGACGAAAAAGAGGAAGAUAUGUUAGAUGUGGCAGUAUUUCUCAAAGUCAACUCUAGAUUAAGCUGUCAGAUCUACUUAACCAAAGAGCUGGAGGGAAUGGAAUUGACUCUGCCAUCGGCUACGAGAAACUUCUAUGUUGAUGGACACAAACCACAACCUCACUGAUACUUGCCGAUGGCAGCGUUCGACAAACCCACUAGCCCUUGGUCCCGGCUGAUGAAUGUUUGGGCACUAGCCAACGAUUCUGUGAGGGCUGGUGACUUUCUCAAACAUUUGUUGAACACUGCUAAGUCUAUUUUGUGGAUCCAUGCACAAUCACUGGAACAAUAUUUUUAGUAUUUAAUGUUGUUGAAGACUGCUGAGUCUAAACCAAAUAUUCACCAUUUUGUGGAUCCAUGCACAAUCACUAGAACUAUUUUUAGUAUUUAAUGUUGUUGAACACUGCUGAGUCUAUUUUGUGGAUCCAUGCACAAUCAUAGGAACAAUAUUUUUAGUAUUUAAUGUUGUUGAACACUGCUGAGUCUAAACCAAAUAUUCACCAUUUUGUGGAUCCAUGCAGAAUCACUAGAACUAUUUUUAGUAUUUAAUGUUGUCAAGCGCACAAACCUCAACUGUUUAGUUUUUUUCACCUGUCCCAAUCAGUGCCCCAUGACUGGUUUAUCAGAUGUCGUGGUAUGUGCUGUCCUGCUGAAAGUGCAUAUAAAAUAUCCAUUGCUGCCAGUUUUGUCUAAGAAUAUGGGUAAAGAAAGUAACAAAUGUUUGCCAUUCAAUAGGUGAUGAAUACUAAAUCAAGUGUAGUUUCAUUGUCUAAGAAUAUGGGUAAAGAAAGUAACAAAUGUUUGCCAUUCAAUAGGUGAUGAAUACUAAAUCAACUGUAGUUUCAUUGUCUAAGAAUAUGGGUAAAGAAAGUAACAAAUGUUUGCCAUUCAAUAGGUGAUGAAUACUAAAUCAAGUGUAGUUUCAUUGUCUAAGAAUAUGGGUAAAGAAAGUAACAAAUGUUUGCCAUUCAAUAGCUGAUGAAUACUAAAUCAAGUGUAGUUUCAUUGUCUAAGAAUAUGGGUAAAGAAAGUAACAAAUGUUUGCCAUUCAAUAGCUGAUGAAUACUAAAUCAACUGUAGUUUCAUUGUCUAAGAAUAUGGGUAAAGAAAGUAACAAAUGUUUGCCAUUCAAUAGCUGAUGAAUACUAAAUCAACUGUAGUUUCAUUGUUUAGUAGUGUAAUGUGAAACCUCUCCAAACUGGCACAUUUUAUGGUUGUGCUUUGUUUGAAAAACCUCAGAUUGACACAGUGUGUGACAGUGGCAUUAGAUAUGAAAAACUACCACCUACAAUUUUACAGGUCUAGUGGGGUAAUAUAAUAUAAAUUUAGGACCACCUUGACUUUAAAGAGUUAUCGUUAUUAGGCCUAAACAGUUGUAUGUUUCUACUAAACUGCUAACAAAAAUGAGGUAGAUAGGCUUUUUUCUAUUCUUUAUUUAAAUCUAUAUUCACCCCUAAUCCAGUUAAAAUGUUAUGUAUUCACCUACAUAUUAAUAAAUAAUAAUACAUUCGAAGAAAAUCAGUGUUGACCCUUUUUCUAGGUAGGAUUGGGUUCCCGAAAACACACAUAAUUUUUGUUUAGGCAUUAUUAUUAUUGUUGUUUAUUUAUGUGGAUAUUGAGCUUCAGCCACAUGUAUACUAGGUCUUAGGUAAAAUUGUUUAUUUACAAAAAUACUUCCGUUUGUUCGUCUCAACAAAUAAAUACAUACCCUGCUUUUUCAGUUUUUUAUAACACUAUCUUACUGUAACAUUUUUUACAUUUAAAUUUAAAGCAUAAAAUGAAUAAAUAUAUUUGGAAUUACUUUAGGCUGAAUUUUUUAAAAUUUCAUUUGGCCACAGGAAUAACUAAAUUUGUACGUACAAAAUUAUUUAAAGAAAAGAUCGGUAUUUAGAUACUACAGGACAUUAGUGUGUCCAAAAAUGCAUAGGUUAUGGAGAUAUUUAUAUUCUAAGCAAGAAAAGGUAAAUAAAUUGUAAUUUUAAUAAUGUAUAAAUAUUUUAUAUGCCGAAAUUUGUUUAAAAUGGUUAAAAACAUAGAAUAGUCUCUUAAAUACAAGAUGUUUGGAACCCAAUCUUUGUUCUGUAUUAAUGUUUAUGUAUACAGACAUCAGCCACAUUAAUACUGGAGUGUGUUAUAGAUACAAGCUUUAGUAACUGUAACACUGAAUCUAUGUUCUGUAUUACCAUUUGUGGAUUUUAGCCAUAGUGAUAUUAUCA